AUGCUUUCUCGUCAAAUGAAGGAAACUGCUCACCCGUCGGCUGCGAUUAUGUUCAUGUUUCCCGGCUCAAAACGUCUACCCUACUUCAACAGGAUGUGGAAGAAGCAUAUCCAACUGCAGAAUAUGUGCCUUGACUUAUGGUUUGCUGGCAUGGAAACCACUUCAAACACGCUCUCAUGGGGUGUCGUCUACAUUCUCAAUCAUUUGGACGUACAGGAGAGGUUACACGAAGAAUUGGAUCGAGAAAUUGGCUCUUCGCGCGCAAUCACUAUGGCCGACAAGAAUCGUCUACCUUACACCAAUGCGGUUGUGAAUGAAACUCAGCGACUGGCCAAUUUACUUCCUAUGAACCUGCCUCAUGUCACGGUUCGCGCCGUUCGAAUCGGAAACUACGACCUGCCAACUGGGACAGGAGUUGUUCCGCAAAUCAGCAAUGUACUCUAUGACGAUGAGGUGAGCUUUCCAACUCCCUUCCACUGGCUAUCCUGUGAAGAUCCAAAUGAGCCACCAUCGAUGAAGAAGACGUUUGGCACUACAGUACAACCGCGAGAAUAUCACUGCCUCGCCAGAUCAAGAUUCGAAUGA
Messenger RNA from Ostertagia ostertagi, 585 nucleotides. The record is from the annotation of a GenBank genome assembly. NCBI's taxonomy places the organism in Eukaryota, Metazoa, Nematoda, Chromadorea, Rhabditida, Trichostrongylidae.